CACUUUCAGUUUCUUUAGAUUACUUGCUCCGUAAACACGCCUUACGUAACGCAACCGCCCGGCUUGACAGCCCGCAUGACACACUUUUUAAAAUUCAUCGUUUUAUUUAAAUGCGAAAAGAAUUUUUGAACGAUAAAGUAUGACACAGAUAUCACAUUGAUAUAAAAUAUUUUAUUCAAUACAGACUAUACAGUAUUGUUUGUAAAACUUUCCCGCUAUUUUUUAUUUUGUUAUUUAAUAACUUUUUUUUUUGCCGGGUUUCUUUUUUUUUUUAAAUAAUGUGUAGAACGCUGUGUAAUUUCAUUGUGGUCAAGUGCUUUAUGUGUGUUUUGUGUAGUGAUCAAUUUUAAAUCACCAUCUGUCGAAAAGGUGGAGGGCGCCGCGAGAGCGAGGCGGGGGGUUGCGCGUGCGGCGCGCGUACCGUCCCCCCUGCGCCCGCACCGCCUCAUCCGCUCCGCGCCCUCGAUGACAUGCCGCCUGUUCUCAGGUCGAAUCCGCUAUACACGGAGGAAGAAGAGCAAGAGGUGGUGAUCAUCGUGGAUGAUGAUGUGGCGGAGGGAGAUACGCCAGACGCACCUCGUGUGCCUCGAAGAGCACCUUCCACCUCUUCAGGGUAUGGCAGUGGAGGCGGUAGUCACGGUCGGGUGUCACCCAACUUACCAAAGAACGAGCAGUUCGAGCCAGAGCCGGUAAGACGGCUCUCCGUUUUGGACAAGAACGAAGGAUCUCAAAGCACAUCGGACUCCGACGGCAGUCCGUCGUGCACCAUGUCGAGGAGUUUGAAAGAAGAUAUUAGAGCGUGUUUGGGAGGAUGCAGUAGAGACUAUACAGAGAAGCCUCCCGUUAGAUGGGAGAAGGACGUCGGCAAUGUAGUCGAAGCUGCAAUCCGCGGCGCAGGUGGUAUAAGCGCAGCGAGGGCUCGUCUUCACGCAGCAUUGCUUGCAUUGCACGAUCCACCAACAAACCGUGGACCAAGUUUGCCGUAUUGUGGACCUGGAGUCCGACCUGGAGAUGUCACUAUGAUGCCCAAGAAUCAGAUGUCUUUGCUGGCGACAAGCGCUUUAUUUACUCUGGACGGCGCUCGUGGUGAAGAAUUAACGAGAAGAUUAGCACGCGGAGAGCGCAGGAGAAGAAGAUGUCGAGCGAUUCUAGCAGUUUUAGCGCUUUUGUUGCUUCUUGCCGCCGUCGGAGCGGUCGAACUGCUUCUAUCUCGAGGACAACGUGUUUUCGGAGCAGUGCUUCGUUGACAUUCG
This is a messenger RNA of Vanessa tameamea, 1253 nucleotides long. RefSeq lists its product as uncharacterized. The coding region runs from base 471 to 1247 and encodes 258 amino acids. The record is from RefSeq and is a predicted model, not a curated record. The transcript has 6 exons. NCBI's taxonomy places the organism in Eukaryota, Metazoa, Arthropoda, Insecta, Lepidoptera, Nymphalidae.